AUGGCGCAAAACAAACCCAACAAGCUCGCCUUCCUGAGCAUGCAGGCACCGCCGGGCUACGUCGCCGGUCUGGGCCGUGGCGCAUCCGGCUUCACCACCCGAUCCGAUAUCGGCCCUGCACGCCAGGCCUCGUCCUCUGCAUCGUCGGCCAAAAAGGACAAGGACGAAGGUCGCGGCGGCGGCGACGACGAGGAAGACGACGGCCGCUACCAGGACCCGGAGAACGAGACCGGCCUCUUUGCGGGCACCGCCUACGAUCGCGACGACGAGGAGGCUGACCGCAUCUGGGAGGACGUCGACCGCCAGAUGGACGAGCGCAGGCGCAAGUUUAGGGAGCAGAGGGAAAAGGAGGAAAUGGAAAAGAUGCGCAAGGAGCGCCCAAAGAUCCAGGCCCAGUUCGCCGACCUCAAGCGCGGGCUCAGCUCCGUCACCGAAGAGGAGUGGGCCGCGCUGCCCGAGGCCGGAAACAUCACGGGCAAGAAGCGCAAGGCCGCCGCCGCAAGAGAGGCGCGCGAGACCCGAUCCAUUGCCAUCCCGGACAGCGUGCUCCUUGGCAAUGCCGCCAGGAAUGUCGUCGAGAGCACCGUCACCGACGACGCCGACGGCGCCGCUUCGAGCGUCCCGGACGGCGCCAUGACUUCGCUCACCGAGAUCGGUUCGGCGCGCAACAAGAUCUUCAGCCACCAGCUCGACCAGGCCUCGUCGUCGUCGUCGAUGGCGUCCGGCAGCGCCUCGACCGUCGACCCCAAGGGCUACCUCACCGAGCUCUCGUCGGUCGCCAUCAAGUCCAACACCGAGAUCGGCGACAUCAAAAAGGCCCGCGCCCUCCUCGAUUCGGUCAUCAAGACCAACCCAAAGCACGCGCCUGGCUGGAUCGCCGCCGCACGCGUCGAAGAGGUGGCGGGCAAGAUGGCGACGGCGCGCAAAAUCAUCCAGCAGGGCUGCGAGCAGUGCCCCAAGAACGAGGACGUCUGGCUCGAAAACGCGCGGCUCAACACAAAGGACAACGCCAAGGUCAUCCUCGCCCGCGCCGUCCAGCACCUCAGCCAGUCGGUCAAGAUCUGGCUCAAGGCCGUCGACCUGGAAAACGACCCCGAGUCCAAGAAGCGCGUGCUGCGCAAGUCGCUCGAGUACAUACCCAACUCGGUCAAGCUGUGGAAGGAGCUCGUCAAUCUCGAGGAGAACCCCGAGGACGCGCGGAUCCUCCUGUCGGGGGCGGUGGGCGCGAUCCCGAUGAGCAUCGAGCUGUGGCUCGCCCUGGCCCGGCUGUCGACGCCGGCCGACGCCAAAAAGGUGCUCAACGAGGCGCGCAAGACGAUUCCGACGUCGCACGAGAUCUGGAUCGCCGCGUGCCGCCUCAUCGAGGAGACUGACGCCAAAGAGGCGCUCGUCGACAAGACCAUGGCCGCCGCCGUCAACGCGCUGCGCAAGGCCGGCGCCGUCCUCAGCCGAGACCAGUGGCUGCGCGAGGCGGAAAAGGUAGAGGGCGAGGGGAGCCCGAUGACGUGCGCGGCCAUCGUCAAGGCGACCAUGGAGCUCGACCUCGACGAGCAGGACCGCCGCACCGUGUGGGUCGAGGACGCCGAGUCGGCGCGCGACAAGGGGUGCAUCGAGACGGCGCGGUCGCUGCUGGCCUACACGCUCAAGGUCUUCCCGGACCGCGCCAACAUCUGGCGGCAGGCGGCGGAUUUGGAGAAGCAGCACGGCACGCGCGAAAGCCUCGAGUCGCUGCUGGAGCGCGCCGUGACCAACUGCCCCAAGGCCGAGACGCUGUGGCUCAUGUACGCCAAGGAAAAGUGGCUCGCCUCGGACGUGGCGGGCGCGCGCGCGGUGCUGAUCCGGGCGUUCGACAAGAACAUCGGCUCCGAGGAGAUUUCGCUGGCGGCGGCCAAGCUCGAGUCCGAGACGGGGCAGAAGGUGGCGGCGGCGCGGCUGCUCGAGCGCGCCCGGAUCGAGGUGGGCUCGCCGCGCGUGUGGCUCAAGUCGGCCGUGUUUGCGCGCAACCAAGGGCGAAAGGCCGAGGCGCUCGACCUCGUCCGGCAGGCGCUGGCCAAGUUCCCGACGUACGACAAGUUCCACAUGAUGCACGGCCAGCUCCUGCGCGCCGGGGCCGCCGACGGGGACGACGACGGCGGCGCCACCGGUGCUGACGCGGCGUCGGGCAGCAACAACCCCAGCAACCCCAGCAACGACAAGAACAUCAAGGCGGCGCGCGAGGCGUACGCCAAGGGCGUCAAGGCGUGUCCGCACUCUACGCCGCUGUGGCUCCUCUCGUCGCGGCUGGAAGAGGAGGCGGGGAUCCAGAUCCGUGCGCGUGCGAUUUUGGAAAAGGCGCGGCUGCUCAAUCCGAAAAACGACGAGCUGUGGAGCGAGUCGGCGUCGGUCGAGGAGCGGAGCGGCUCGGUGGCGCAGGCGCGGACGAUGGUGUCGCGCGGGCUGCAAGAGUGUCCGACGUCGGGGCUGCUGUGGAGCCAGUCGAUCUGGAUGGAGCCCAAGCCGGCGCGCAAGACGCGGAGCGCCGAUGCGCUCAAAAAGACGGGCGACGACGCCCGCGUCAUCUGCACCGUGGCGAGGCUGUUUUGGAACGACCGCAAGAUCGACCAGGCGCGCAAGUGGUUCCAGCGCAUGGUCAAGGCCGACGCGAGCUGGGGCGACGGGUGGGCGUGGUGGUUCAAGUUUGAGCGCCAGCACGGCAACGAGCAGGGUCGCGAGGCGCUGCGGGAAAAGUGCGUCGAGGUGCGACCCAAGUACGGCCGCGUGUGGCAGGAGGUGGCCAAGGAUGCCAGCCGACCCGACCGGGCCAUCGGCGAGGUCCUCGAGGCGACGGCGGACCGACUCGAGGUGGUUACCUAG
Pseudozyma flocculosa PF-1 is the source of this 2853-nucleotide messenger RNA. RefSeq lists its product as uncharacterized. The transcript has a single exon. The record is from RefSeq and is a predicted model, not a curated record. Gene Ontology annotation, molecular function: protein binding. Bases 1 to 2853 code for a protein of 950 amino acids. Lineage: Eukaryota; Fungi; Basidiomycota; Ustilaginomycetes; Ustilaginales; Ustilaginaceae. Gene Ontology annotation, cellular component: catalytic step 2 spliceosome; U4/U6 x U5 tri-snRNP complex. Gene Ontology annotation, biological process: spliceosomal tri-snRNP complex assembly; mRNA splicing, via spliceosome.